Messenger RNA from Acaromyces ingoldii, 621 nucleotides. RefSeq names its product putative 1,4-benzoquinone reductase. The record is from RefSeq and is a predicted model, not a curated record. The transcript has 8 exons. Bases 1 to 621 code for a protein of 206 amino acids. NCBI's taxonomy places the organism in Eukaryota, Fungi, Basidiomycota, Exobasidiomycetes, Exobasidiales, Cryptobasidiaceae. Gene Ontology annotation, molecular function: NAD(P)H dehydrogenase (quinone) activity; FMN binding.
AUGUCCAAGGCAAAGAUCGCCGUCAUCUCCUACUCCCUGUGGGGACACGUGGCAGAGCUGGCCAAGGAGGCAGCCGAGGGAGCCCGCGCCACAGGCGCCGACGUCACCGAAUACCAGAUUGCGGAAACGUUUUCGCCCGAGGUGCUGGUCAAAAUGAAGGCCGACAAAAGCCUCACGAAAGACCUGCCUGUGCUCAAUGCCCAGGACCUCAAGAACUUUGAUGGUCUGGUGUUUGCCUUCCCCACCCGUUUUGGACGCGCACCGGCUCAGGUCAGCGCUCUCUUUGACCGCACCGGUGGCCUGUGGGCCUCUGGGUCGCUGCUCGGGAAGCACGUCACGAUGAUCACUUCUGCGGGCACGCAGCACGGGGGUGUCGAGACGACUGCUCUGACUACGUUUCCAUUUUUUGUCCAUCACGGCAUGAUUUACGUCCCGAUCGGCUUUCAAUUCCCAGAGCUCUCCGAGAUCAGCGAGAUCACUGGCAUAAGUCCCUACAACGCUGCGACAGUUGCCGGGGGCAACAACUCGCGCCGGCCCACGGAGAAGGAGCUCCGCGUCUCCAAGGCCCAGGGCACGUACUUUGCUGAGAUCGUCGGCCAAUUUGUCCGCGGCAAGAUCUGA